Lachancea dasiensis is the source of this 2451-nucleotide messenger RNA. The record is from the annotation of a GenBank genome assembly. NCBI's taxonomy places the organism in Eukaryota, Fungi, Ascomycota, Saccharomycetes, Saccharomycetales, Saccharomycetaceae.
AUGAAGAACUUUUUGAAAGCCGCUUUGACAGACGACGCUCCCGUCACCGAGAAGCACCUGCUUUAUUCUACAAAUUCUCAGGCUACCGGGGAUGCUGAACUUCACCAUCGUGUGCACCCCGGGGACAACAAGGGUAAGGGUAUCGACACUAUUGUUGUGACCGAAGAAAACUCGUCUGAAGGCGGCGAUCUCGAACACCAAAAGUCUGGACUUGGCGGUGUUGACAGUUCUGCCGACCCUCUUGCAGCUAAGCUUUCACAGGUAGCUCUGGAUGAUGAAUAUGCGGGUAUCACAGUAGAAGAUGAUUCGCCUUACCCUGAGGUUCGUGCUGCUGUUCCCUCUACCGAUGACCCCAAUCUCUGCCAAAACACUCUGCGUAUGUGGGUUCUCGGUAUGUUGAUGACCACCAUUGGGUGUGGUCUGAAUAUGUUGUUCUCGAUGCACUCCCCUUCUAUUGUCUUGAACAGUUACGUUACUGCCAUUUUGGCAUGGCCCCUAGGUAGGGCCUGGGACAAAGUGAUGCCAAACAAGCGUCUGUUCGGCAAAUGGGGUCCUCAAUUAAACCCUGCUCCCUUUAACCUAAAAGAACAUGCUUUGAUCUGUGUGAUGGGUAACGUUUCUUUUGGUGGUGGUAAUGCUUAUGCAACCGAUAUUCUUUUGUCAAUGAACAACUUUUAUGGAAAAGACUUUGGUUGGGGUUUUAACCUGUUGGCGAUCUUCUCUACCCAAUGUAUUGGGUUUGCCAUGGCCGGUCUCACAAGAAAGCUCCUAGUCACUCCUGCCUCUAUGAUAUGGCCUGCCAACUUGGUCACAAGUACCUUCUUAACAAACAUGCAUGUUAACGAAAACCACAUCGCUAACGGAUGGUCCAUGUCAAGACUCAAAUUCUUCUUGAUCGUCUUUACCUGUGGUUUCGUUUACUAUUGGUUCCCUGGUUUCAUUUUCCAAGCUCUAUCUUACUUCGCGUGGGUCACUUGGAUCAAGCCAAACAAUGUGAUUGUGAACCAGGUCUUUGGUGCUAGUACCGGUUUAGGUUUAAUUCCCCUCACAUUUGAUUGGAACCAAAUUGCCGGUUACGUGGGUUCGCCUUUGAUCCCACCUGCCGGUACUAUUUUCACAAUUUUGCUGUCUAUGGUCAGCAUCUUCUGGAUUAUUGUUCCAGCAAUCCACUACUCGAAUGUCUGGUAUGGAAAAUUUCUUCCAAUCUCCGAUUCCAGCUCGUUCGACAGAUUCCAAAAUUCAUACAAUGUUUCCAAGGUGGUCAACGCUGAUUUAUCUUUCAACCUUGAAGGAUACCAGAAAUACUCUCCUCUGUAUUUGUCCGCCACAUUCGCAAUUUCCUAUGGUUUAUCUUUUGCUUCUAUGACUGCGACCAUCGUUCAUGCCGCAUUAUUCCACGGAAACCAGAUUUUGAAUGUUCUUAGACGCAGAAAAGCCGAAAAGGAUGACGUCCAUGCCAGAUUGAUGAGAAACUACGAAGACGUUCCAGAGUGGUGGUACGGUAUUGUAUUCUUGGUGUUUUUUGCUCUGUCUGUCGCUACUAUUAGAGCCUGGCCCACCGAAAUGCCUGUUUACACUCUGAUCAUUGCCUUGAUCAUUGCCUUCUUCUUCCUAUUGCCUAUUGGUAUCGUGCUUGCCAUUACCAACAUUUCUGUCGGUCUUAAUGUCAUGACUGAAUUCAUCAUUGGAUACAUGACCCCAGGUAAGCCCAUCGCUAUGAUGUUUUUCAAGACAUUUGGUUACAUCACCAAUUACCAAGCAACCUACUUCGUGCAGGACAUGAAGUUGGGUCACUACAUGAAGUGUGCUCCAAAAGUUUUGUUUGCAGCCCAAUUGGCUGCCACCUUGUGGGGUGCAUUGGUUCAAAUUUGCGUCAUGAAAUGGGCCCAAGGAAAUAUUGAGAAUAUUUGCACUCCAGAACAGGCUUCCCACUUCACUUGUCCAGGAUCAAGAGUCUUCUUCAAUGCCUCCAUUAUUUGGGGUGUUAUCGGCCCUCAAAGAAUGUUCUCUCCCGGUAAGUUUUACAACAAACUGAUGUAUUUCUUUAUCCUCGGUGCCCUCCUACCUCUGGUCAACUGGCUCAUCUUGAAGAAGUGGCCAAAGUCCUUCGUGAAGUACAUUCAUUGGCCUGUUUUCUUCUCGGGAACUGGUCUAAUCCCUCCUGCCACACCAUACAACUACGGUUCUUACUGUAUGGUGGGUAUCUUUUUCGGCUACUACAUCAAGAAGCGGUUCUUCGCCUGGUGGAGUAAGUACAACUAUUCGCUCUCCGCGGCUCUAGACAUCUCGCUAGCUUGGUCUUCCUUGAUGGUUUUCUGCUGUCUAGGUCUGACCAACGCAGUUGCACCAAGCUGGUGGGGUAACAAUGUUAUCAACACCGCAGAAUACAAUGGUGUUGCUAUUCAGCAGUUUGUGGCAGAGGGUGAGUCUUUCGGUUUGACCGAAUGGUGA